GGUGGUGGGGGGCUACAGAGAGGGAGAGGAGAGAGAAAGAAGAACGUAAAAAAUAGAAAAAAAAAAUUUGGAGAGAGAAGCAGAGAAACCCCUGAGAACUGAAAGAAGAUGGUGGAAGAGAGGGUCUUCUGAGAUCAUUCGAGAAAAGGGCAGUAAGAAAAAAAAUUAAUUAUGUUGUAUUAGAUUUUUUUUCUUUGCUGCCUUCUUCAAGUCUCACCUCCCACCAAUCAACCCCACCCUCCUUUGAAAAAGAAAACCAAUUUCAACUCCAUUCAGACCCUGAAAUUCUUAAGGAUAUUACCAUUCAGUUACAGCACCAAGGAAAGUUAUUCUUUUGCAACCUUUUGCUCCUUUCUUUAUGCUGUAAUCGAGUUGUGGAGAUUUUGUUGGGACAUUUUCUGGAGAGAAUGGUUAUGCAAUUGUUGAUGAGAAGGGUGUUCUAGAAGUCAAUUUUAAUUAUGAAGAGGAGGGAAUCAGAUAUGAUCAUUAUCCGCAAAAGCCCAGAUGAAUUCGCAUUUGUUUGUAGUAUAGUUUUCACCUGGAACUGAAUUUUUUGAACGUAUAUCUCUGCAAGUUCUUUUUUAAUAAUUGGGACGUUGUUGUUUUUCAAUACUUCCAAACUGGUUAGAGGUGUUUUGUAUAAAAAUCUGGCGAUUUUGUAUAGAGUCCUGGCUUUUGGCAGCAAUUGUCACUACCUCCACCCCUUCCGCAUUUGGUUCAUCAAGCAAUGGGGGGUAGAUGGAACGCUUUUGGAUUCCAGUUCUUAAUAUUUUCAGUUCUGAUCAUCUUUUUGGGAAUUCAAAGGUGUUGGUCGCUUAAUUCUGAAGGAUUGGCUUUGCUGGAAUUCCGGGCAGGAGUGGACUCUGAUCCAUAUGGCGCCUUUUCCAAUUGGAAUUCCAGUGACAGUGAUGGUUGCAUGUGGUUGGGUGUUCACUGUUAUGACAGUAAAGUGCAAACACUGGAUUUGAAUGGGCUUUCUUUGGAAGGAAUACUGGCUCCUGGGCUUGGGAAACUUAGUCACUUAAGAUCCCUUGUACUCCACAAGAACAAUUUCUCUGGUACCAUUCCUAAAGAGAUUGGAGGACUUAUAAGGUUGGAGCUAUUGGACCUGAGGGAUAAUAACUUGAGUGGAGUAAUUCCAGAAGAAAUAGGCUCAAUGCCUUCACUGAAACGCUUAUUGCUUUGUGACAAUAAAUUUGAAGGAAGCAUUCCUAUGGAUGCUGGGAAGCUCAAUUUGCUCUCUGAAUUGCAAUUUGAUGAAAACCUUACAUCUCCUGUUGCCAGUGGAACUGGUUUUGCAAAUAGAAAAUUUGGACACUGCGUCUGGCAGAGCAGUUUGAAACAACUGAGUAAGGAAGAUUCCUUCAUAAUCCCGAUUAAAGGAAGACUUAAACGCUACGUCAAUGUCUUGGCACAGUUAAAGUUUGGAAAGGACUCUUCACAUGGUCAAGGAGAUAAUUGCUGUGAUACACAACCUAGGGUUCCAUCUGAGCUCCACAUGGUCCAAGAUGUAGAGGAUCUAGGUAAUUUUGUGAGACGUAGGCUGCUCCAGCAGUCCAGUAACCUUGCAGCUAUAGCUGCCAGCGGUGGUUCACCCCUUCAACUGAUCAUUACUCCCUUUACACGGAGCAGCGGGGCUUUCCCAGCUGUAGCAAAUGAAAAGAAGAAACAAUCUCAUACACCUGCCCCCCAGCCUUCACCUGCUGAUUCUUCAUCGAAACAAACUAACAGCACGGAGAAUUCUCAUGACCAAGCUUCCCACUUCAGUCCUGGAAAUUCCACCAAUCAAAAAACUUCAGUUGAUGGUAGUUCUGGGAAUAUAUGGAAGUAUGUUUUCGUGGUUCCAGGUGUGGCACUCUUACUCAUUGUUGCUGCAGUCAUGCUCUGCAUGUGCCGAAGCAGAGGAGUGACAACAAUAGGUCCUUGGACGACUGGACUCAGUGGACAGUUGCAGAAAGCAUUUGUUACAGGAGUGCCGAAGCUGAAUCGAACAGAGCUGGAAACUGCAUGCGAGGAUUUCAGCAAUAUUAUCAACACUCUGGAUGAUUGCACUGUGUACAAGGGCACACUGUCAAGUGGAGUAGAGAUUGCUGUUGCAUCAACUGGAAUUUCUUCUUCCAAGGACUGGUCAAAACGCUCAGAAAUGGCCUUCCGGAAAAAGAUUGAUACACUAUCACGGGUGAACCACAAGAACUUUGUCAAUCUUCUUGGCUACUGUGAGGAGGAUGACAUUUUCGUAAGAAUGAUGGUGUUUGAGUAUGCUCCAAAUGGAAGCCUCUUUGAGCAUCUUCACGUUAAGGAAGUGGAACAUCUUGAUUGGAAUGCUAGAACAAGGAUAAUUAUGGGAACUGCUUACUGUCUUCAAUACAUGCACGAGCUUAAUCCGCCUGUAGCACAUUCCAAUCUGACUUCAGCUGCAAUCUAUUUGACCGAUGAUUAUGCUGCUAAAAUUGCAGAGAUCAAUAUUUGGGCAGACCUUUCAUCUAAAUCAAAGAUCUCAGGCAAUGAGGAAUCUGAGCAUUCUGAAUUGCCACCACUUGCUGAUCCAGAAUCAAAUGUCUACUGUUUUGGAAUACUGUUGCUGGAAACUAUUUCUGGGAAGCUCCCUUACUCUGAAGAACAAGGGCCUCUUGUGAACUGGGCUGCCGAACACUUAAAUGACAAAAGAAGCAUCAGCUACCUUAUUGACCCAACCCUGAAGUCCUUCAAAAACAACGAGCUUGACAUCAUCUGCGAAGUAAUCCAGGAUUGCAUCCAACCCAAUCCAAGGCAGAGGCCGACAAUGAGGGAAGUCACUUCAAAACUGAGGGAAGUGAUUCCUAUUUCACCUGACUCAGCAACACCAAGACUUUCUCCCCUCUGGUGGGCUGAACUUGAGAUCCUAUCUGUGGAAGCAACCUAAUUUCUGUCUGACUCUUCUGGGUUGUAAGUCCAGUUUCUCUCACUUUGUAUCAAUGUGCAAAAAAGAAUAGGUUUUAAUCUGUGUUCCCAGUGUAACUACUACCAAUCCUUUGUUAUUCAAAUCUGUUUUUGUCCCUUCCCUCUUUUACAUGUUGGCAAUGAUUUCUUCUAUUUGAUUAUUUUCCUGUUAUUUCUUAGCAUUCCUUUGCAAUAAAAUGUCUGGUACACAUUAAGUUUCACUAGACGGGUGCUUGCUCCCAAUUUAUACCUGAUAUAUGUAUUGUUUUGAACAUGGUUUGGCAUGUAAAGAAAGGGAAAGCAUAGCACUGGGAUCUGAGUCCCAAAAUACUUUGGUUUGUAAA
Messenger RNA from Vitis vinifera (wine grape), 3263 nucleotides. RefSeq names its product protein MALE DISCOVERER 2. The record is from RefSeq and is a predicted model, not a curated record. The coding region runs from base 728 to 2902 and encodes 724 amino acids. The transcript is spliced from 14 exons. Gene Ontology annotation, molecular function: protein binding; ATP binding; protein kinase activity. Gene Ontology annotation, biological process: protein phosphorylation. Lineage: Eukaryota; Viridiplantae; Streptophyta; Magnoliopsida; Vitales; Vitaceae.